Oppiella nova is the source of this 1509-nucleotide messenger RNA. Lineage: Eukaryota; Metazoa; Arthropoda; Arachnida; Sarcoptiformes; Oppiidae. The record is from the annotation of a GenBank genome assembly.
GAAGGCCAGACUCAGAUGUGUUUUAAAGAUUACCACAUAAUUUAUAUAUGAAUGUGAAAAAAGCACUGAGAGGUAAGCCUCACUCGUAAGGACUGACACAUUAAUUGUUGUGGCAUUCAGUCCACUGUCUCUCCCAAUGCGGGCGUCUUUCGUGCGUGAAUUCAAUACAAUUGAAUAGCAUUUUAAUGCAAAUAGUGGUGACAAUAAGCAGUGAAAUACUGAUUUCCAGGAUAUAGGAGCCCAACACAACACACAACUCAUACUUCCCUUGAUUGUCAGUUCCACUCCACAGGUUGGGCACCGGGAGUCUACUCUACACUACACUCAACGCUACUCCACAUACAGUAACAGAACUUUUUUAAUAACCAGAGUUUGUAUAGCAUCUCAACAAAGAGUGCUUUACUUCUCUAUCUCUCCCUUUCCUCACAUCCUAUCUAUCAAUACCUGAAGAAACCGUACGACAAAAGCAAGUGGAAAGCCAUUGGAAAAGCCACCACCCGUUCCCUUCGCACAGAUGUUGUUCACUCACAUCUAUCGUGAGAUUUAAAGUUUUAGUCAAAACUUUUUCUGCGACCAAAACAUUGUGUUUAAAGAGCUUCGCCACACCAUUGAAGACAAUGAUCGCCAACCGAGUGAUCUCCAAGUUUGUGCUGCCAUACGACACAUCGUCGACGCCAUAUAAUAACCACGACUUUGAUCCAGAAGUGCACGAUCUCUGCCAACAGGAGUUGGGCACUAAUCACCUAAGAGUUGCCAAAUGUAUUGUCGUGGGAGACAUCGCCGUGGGAAAGACGUGUCUAAUCAACAGAUUUGGAUACAAUGUCUACGCCAACAACUAUAAGGCCACCAUUGGGGUGGACUUCGAUGUCCAGAAGUUUGAGAUAUUAAAUACCCCGUUCAGUUUACAACUAUGGGACACGGCUGGCCAGGAGCGGUUCAAGUGCAUCACCACCACCUACUACCGGGGCUCGCACUGCGCGGUCGUCGUCUUUGACUUGUCAAACAUGUCGACCCUCUUAUCGGUCGAGAAGUGGAUCGAAGAGGUGCUGGAGGCCAACGCGCGGUCCGAGAAACCCCUCCUAUUCCUCGUGGGCACCAAACGCGACCUCCUGGGCGAGGGGGCGGCCGAGUUCGUGGCCGGGGAGGCGGCGAAGAUUGCCAACCGAUUGGAGGCUGAGUUCUGGACGGUUUCGGCCCAAUCGGGCGAAAACGUGAAGGAGUUGUUCGCGAGGAUCGCGUCACUCGUCUUCAACCAGAUUAUGGCCAAAGAGUUGGUGGCGAAGAGGGAGUCGCAGAGCAGUCAAGUGAGCGGCAAAUCGGACGUGAAAUACGCGGAGAACUUCAUCCGAUUGAAGGAUAAGAAGAAGGAUAAGAAAAAGAGAGACUUUUGCUUCAAAAUGCAUUGCGUUAUCAAAUGAAUGGCAAAUGUUUUUGCAAAUUAUUAUUAUUUUAAGUCAUUUUAUGAUGAGUUGAUUAAGUUAUACACGAAAUCUAUUCAAUAUAUAAGAA